AUAUUAGUUUGACAUUUGUUUGAUUAAGUGGUGACGGGUUUACAGCUGUUCGGCUCAGGGAGUUUUUGAGUAAUUAUCGGAAAAUCUCUGAAAGCACUAAAUAGAUGUAAUUGAACGAUGGCGCCACAGCCCGUCGUCACUGGCCUGUCUCCUAAGGAAGGCCCUCCAGGCACGCGGAUCACCAUUCGAGGAGAAUUUCUAGGCACUCGUCCCUCAGAUCUAAUCGGCUUGUCGAUUUGUGGGUGUGAUUGUUUGUUAUCGGCUGAAUGGAAGUCACCGAACAAGAUUAUCGCGCACACCGGUCCAGCGAAGGGCAAAGGAGACAUCAUAGUAACAACAAUAAGCGGCGGCAUAGGAACGUCUACCAUUCAAUUUCGGGCGUAUCAUGAAACCAUCGGGCCCAUGAAAGAAUCGGCUGUGUGGGUGGAGGAGUCAUCAAUACAAUCGCUGGCAUGGGGUCGCCGAAACAUGGCACCCGUGGGAUACACUCAGGAGGAUCCUUUGGGGCUCUCCAUUGAAGGAAACGAUAAGAAAUUCCCCGAGGACAUUCGAGAUAUUUUUCCGGAGGGGAAUGGCGACUUGUCGCAGGAAAACUUCUCUCCCGGAUGGUUCCUGCUUGAGAACCACCAUGCGACUUCCUUUGAGGAUUUGAAGGCUGGCUUGGCUUACAUUAAGCGUAAAGUGGAGAGCCAAAAGGAAGGACAAUUGUCCUUCUUGAAGUCGAAUGCGGGCUCCGUUCUUGACCAAUUGGAUACUUUGAUGACAAUACGCAGUAAAAUUAAGGAAGACAAUAAGCUUUUUGGAUCUGAUACAUUGAAAGAUUUGGAAAACACAAUUCAAAGCUCAAUAUCUAGUUCGUCUGAGAUCUUUCGCGACGUUUUAGAACGCCGAGAGAAAGCAGAUUCCACUCGAGCUGCACUCACAACACUCAAUCGGCACAAAUUCUUAUUCUGUCUCCCAAACUCGGUUGACAGAUGUGCAGAGGCGGGCGAGUAUGACAUUAUAGUUAACGAUUAUUCGAGAGCAAGAAAUUUAUUUGGCAAAGUCGAUAUACCGAUCUUUUGUAAAGUCCUAGAAGAAGUAGACAUCCGCAUACUGAACAUCCGACGAAAGCUACAUCAGCAACUUGUGCAGCUACCGCAAAGUGUUGAACAGCAGAAGAAGAUCAUAAAGACGUUAAUUAAUUUAGAAAUUCAGCAGGCGGACACAAAAGCAGCUGACGGGUUUCAAGCCGUUGAUCCUGCUUGGGAUGCUAUUGAGGCCCGCGCCAAAUAUUUGGAAGCGACGUUUAAGAAAGCAUGUAGUCAGUAUAGCUUGAAAGAUGCAAAUUCAGAAAAGUCUAAGUAUGGUGGCGAAAUAGGUGAGUUGCCGAAUCGCGUGGUGUUUUGUGAAGAGAUUUGUGAAAUUGCAGCAAGUCAAUUACCCGAUAUUUGGCGACUUGGACAAGCUUAUUUCGCAGGAGAAUUACGAGGCGCAAGUGAUCCCAAACCAGGUGAUUUUAAGAAAAUUAUUCUCACUGGAAUCGAAAAGAUGUGUGUCUACCUGCGCAGUGCAAUAUUUUAUGCUUUUGAUCAUCGUUCGAUUCGAUCAAUGUUCCCAAUAACAUGGCCAACUGGUGGUUCAACCCAAGCCUUAUCGCAAUUUCUCGUAUAUUUGCCGCAAUGUUUGCGUUUUAUUCGAAUCGCGUACGCAAGCCUGAUUCAAUUAGAUUUACCCAGUGAAGCUUUAGAUAUUAUUCAGAAGCUGAUCGACGAAGUGCGAAUUUUCUGCUUAUCUUCGUUUUUCAAGCGGGCAAUUGAUAAAAUCAAGAAACUGAAUGAAAGCGAAACGUGGGUUUUUAGUGUUGAAGAUUUCCCAGGAGUGACAGUGCUUCCGUCGGUGUUAGAGAAAAUUAUUGUUGAAACUCUUGAAGAAGGACAAAAUGUAUGCAUGAAUCCAGAAAUUAGGGAGAACAAUUUAAUGGAUGCACAUCCAGAUGCGCAGCGUGAAGUCUCUCAAAGAUUGCAGGAUAUGCUCAUUGCUUUUUGUAACGUAAUAGAGCUUCUGGCGUACCAAAUUAAUGAGGAAGAUGCACAUACGCCCAUAGUGUCUCAGUUAAUUGGAUUCCCAAACGCCAAUCAGGAUGGGUUUUCAUGUCGCUACUCGGGCUUGUCUUGGGAGCAACGCAUGCUUUGCUGCCUAGCUAAUUGCUUAUACUGCGAUAAGUCGUUUUUUUCGUAUAUUGGAUCUGUAUUCGUCAAAUUUGGGUAUCCGACCCCUAAAGCGGCAGUCGACUCUGGUAGGACUCACGCCAAUCUGCUCUUUUCUAAUUUACUGGAAACCUAUGUGGAACACAAGGGCGAUCCACUUGUCGGAACAAUCGAACCUUCCAUGUAUAUCGGGCACUUCCAAUGGAACACAGUUGAAUUUAACGGAAAAUUACGACCAUAUGCACAGGAAUGCUGUGACAAUUUAGUUGGGGUUUAUUCAGAAAUAUUCACAAUUUCACCGCUGUUAUUGCACGCGAUCUUGGAACCCAUUGUGCAGACGGUCGCUGAAGAACUAGCACGCUUGGUGAGUUGUGUACAAGAUUUCAAUAAGGGUGGCGUGAUCCAAGCAAAUGUAGACAUUCGACUUCUACGCGACGCUCUCAAGCUUUUCAGUAACGAUACGGCAAAGAGCUACUUUGCCGAAGCGUUGGAAGUGAUUGGAACUGUAUCAGCAGAUGACAAUAGGAAAAUCGAGGAUACGUUGAAAGUGAUAAAGGAGCAAAUGAGUCUCCAAAUACUUUGCUUUUCCAUUGACGGCCUAUGAUAUUCAAGUGAUGUAAUGUAUGACACUUUGAACUGAGCUAUUUAUAACUGAAAUAUAAAGUAUUAUUAGAA
Messenger RNA from Hermetia illucens (black soldier fly), 2864 nucleotides. RefSeq names its product exocyst complex component 2 (gene Sec5). NCBI's taxonomy places the organism in Eukaryota, Metazoa, Arthropoda, Insecta, Diptera, Stratiomyidae. The record is from RefSeq and is a predicted model, not a curated record. Bases 118 to 2793 code for a protein of 891 amino acids. Gene Ontology annotation, biological process: exocytosis; Golgi to plasma membrane transport. Gene Ontology annotation, cellular component: exocyst. The transcript has 11 exons.